AUGGACGUCGAGGAGUCUCCGUGGGCUGACUCGACCCAGACCACUGGCGCUUCGCAGGGCGACGCACUCGGCUCCCCGCCGGCGUCCGCCACAGCGCCGACCGCCAGCACCUCGUCCCCGUCGGCCGGACGCUCCGCCCGCGGCCCUCGUCGCCUUAUCGCGCAGCCGACCCGUCUCGAGGCCGUCGAGGACCCCCUCGGACCGCUAAGCGCCUCCAACGACGAUGACGACGGCUCCGGUCCCACCGAGGCGACGCCCCCGGUCCCGCCGCAAAAGGAGCAGCUGGUGAUGCGCACGACGAUGCCGCCGCAGCAGCAGCACGCCCAGCCCCGGCGACCGGCCGACCCGCACCGCAUCGAUGACGACAACACCGACGCCGCCGGGUUCAGGGGCCCCCGCGUGCCGCCGCCCGUGGACGCCGCCGUGCCCAGCGCCUACCAGAGCAGCCAGCAGCCCAGCGUCAGCGUGGAGCAGGCCGCCAAGCCUACCUUUCACAUCAGCGUCGGGGAUCCGGUCAAGAUUGGAGAUCUGACGAGCUCUCAUAUCGUCUACUCUGUGCGGACAAAGACCACGUCCCGCGCGUACAAGCAACCCGAGUUCGAGGUGAAGCGUCGGUACCGGGACUUCCUCUGGCUAUACAACUCGCUUCACACAAACAACCCCGGCUACGUGGUCCCGCCGCCGCCCGAGAAGCAGGCCGUCGGCCGCUUCGACAGUAACUUUGUCGAGGCCAGACGCGCGGCCCUGGAGAAGAUGCUCAACAAGGUGACCGCGCACCCGACCCUGCAACACGACGGCGAUGUCAAGAUCUUCCUGGAGAGCGAAGCCUUUAAUGUGGACGUGAAGCAAAAGGAGCGCCGUGACCCGCUUCCCUCGGAGAGCAAGGGCGUGCUGGGCUCGCUGGGCAUCAACGUCGGCGGCGGCAGCAAGUUCGUCGAGCAGGACGACUGGUUCCACGAGCGCAAGAUCUACCUGGACGCGCUGGAGAACCAGCUGAAGGGCCUGCUCAAGGCCAUUGAGACCAUGGUCGGGCAGCGCAAGAUGAUGGCCGAGGCAGCCGGCGAGUUCUCGGCGUCACUGCACGCGCUGUCGACGGUGGAGCUGUCGCCGUCGCUAUCGCAGCCGCUGGAUGCGCUCUCGGACCUGCAGCUGACGAUCCGCGACGUCUACGAUCGGCAGGCGCAGCAGGACGUGCUGACGUUUGGCAUCACGAUCGAGGAGUACAUCCGGCUCAUCGGCUCCGUCAAGCAGGCGUUUGGCCAGCGGCAAAAGGGGUUCUACGCGUGGCACUCGGCCGAGUCAGAGCUGCAGAAGAAGAAGGCGACGCAGGACAAGCUGCUGCGCCAGGGUAAGAGCCAGCAGGACCGCCUGAAUCAGAUGAACGUCGAGGUGGCCGAAGCAGAGAAGAAGGUGCACCAGGCCAGGCUCCUGUUUGAGGACAUGGGCCGCUGCCUGCGCAGCGAGCUGGACCGCUUCGAGAGGGAAAAGGUGGAGGAUUUCAAGAGCGGCGUCGAGACCUUUUUGGAGAGUGCGGUGGAAGCACAGAAGGAGUUGAUUGAAAAAUGGGAGACGUUCCUGAUGCAGCUUGACGCCGAGGAUGACGCGUCGGCAUUCUACAAGCCCCCGGUAUACCAGAGCGCGAAGAAGGGUACAGGUGACACGGCGAUUGACCGUGCGAGAGCGCGAAUGGACGAAGACUCUGAUUAA
This is a messenger RNA of Cordyceps fumosorosea ARSEF 2679, 1707 nucleotides long. Its product is annotated as Vps5-like protein. Gene Ontology annotation, cellular component: endosome. NCBI's taxonomy places the organism in Eukaryota, Fungi, Ascomycota, Sordariomycetes, Hypocreales, Cordycipitaceae. Gene Ontology annotation, biological process: protein retention in Golgi apparatus; retrograde transport, endosome to Golgi. The transcript is spliced from 3 exons. Bases 1 to 1707 code for a protein of 568 amino acids. The record is from RefSeq and is a predicted model, not a curated record. Gene Ontology annotation, molecular function: phosphatidylinositol binding.